Molecule: messenger RNA, 2381 nt
Organism: Phytophthora sojae
Lineage: Eukaryota; Oomycota; Peronosporomycetes; Peronosporales; Peronosporaceae
Exons: 1
Coding region: 387-1838 (483 amino acids)
Source: RefSeq, a predicted model, not a curated record
CGCAGUCCGCGGAGGUCCCGCAGGAAUAGCACGCGGCGGAGUCAGUCCACGUCCAGCUCGGUCAGUGAGCCCACCAAGCACUCGAACCCGCCGUAGCAGACAGCAGCAGCUCUUGAGUGGACCAUCGGUCCCAGGUUGUCGUCUUCUCUAAUGUAACGUUGGCUUGGAGCUCGUGAGGGCGAAUCUCGGAAUUUUCACUUCACAUUGGAAGCAAUGGAGCUAGCCCUACGCGUACAGCACACGACUGCAGAGAUACGCUUUCCUGACCCCGCGAGUUCACGCCUAUUAUGAGACGAAGUGUCGUAACGGAAGUCACUUGGGCCCUGAAACCACCGACGAGCUCCACUAGCGAUUCCUCUUGAGCUCUGCUGGAGCUCGCGGCGGCCAUGGCGUUCCCGUACCCGGUGAACACGCGCAUGACGACGCGCAAUGUGGAGAAGAUCCAGCUCGAGCGCCGGCGGCAGGAGAUGGAGCACUCGGCGCUGCACAAGUUCGCGCAGGGCAACCAGUUGCAGGCCAUGCAGAACCAGUCGGACGCCAACGUGGCGUCGCGGCGCCGCACCAACUUCGCCGCGCAGCUCUCGGCCGAGCGCAUGCUGGAGGAAGCCCACUCCAAGAAGAUCAGCGAGCGGCAGCGCGCGGCUCGAGAGCGCCAGCAGAACGAGGCGCUGGCUCAUGCCCUCGAGGUCAGCAAGAAGGCGCAGGAGCAGCAGGAGCGCGAGGUGCAGCGCAUCUGCGAGGCCAGCGAGGAGUUGCGCGAGCUCGAGGUGUUCCUCAAGACAGCCUACAUGAACAAGGAGCGCGCCACGCAGCAGCUCGAGCGCGAGACGCUGGCGGCGCUGGACCGGCAGCGCGAAGCCGCCAUCGAGCAGCAGAUGGAGUACGACCGACAGCGCGCCCUGGUGGAGAUGCAGAACCAGGAGCUCCGGAAGCGCGUCGAGGCCGAGCAGGGCAAGCAGGUGCUCCAGUCGCAGAUGCUGCAGCGCCAAGAGCUGCGCCGCGAAGCGCAGAUGGAGGCGGACUUCGAGCGGCUCAAGAUCGAGAAGCUCAUGCAGCAGGUCGAAGAGGAGGACGCCGCCGAGCUCGCGCGCAGAGAGAAAGCUCGCGAACAUACCCGCGAGAUGAUCGACCAGGCUCACCAGGAGCGCGAGAGGAUGAAGCAGGAGCGACUCGAAGCUGCGCGCAGAGAGGACGAAGCCAUCGCAGAGUACCGACGGCGCGUGGAGGCUCGCGAGGCCGACAUCAAGGCCUCCGAGGCGGUCAAGAAGGCGCAGGAGGACGCCAUGUUCCGCGCCGUGGAGGCCGAGAUCCAGGCCAAAAUGCGCGAGGAAGAGGAGAUCGAGCGUCUGCGUGACGAGCUCUGGGAGGAGGAGCUGCUCCAGAAGAAGCGCGCGCAGGAGGAGGAGAAGAUCGCGGCCAAGCAGCUCGCCAAGGAGGAGAUGAUGCGCAGCAACGAGAUGCAGAUGCUGCUCAAGCAGGAGCUGCUCGCCCGCCAGCGCGCCGACGAAGAGGCCUUCAACGAGAUGCUCAAGGAGAGGUUCCGCUCCGAGGAGCGCCGCGAGAUGGAGCUGGCAGCGUUCCGCCGAAAGCAGCGCGAGCAGUUCGUGGAGGAGAUCGCCCGGCACCGCGCGCUCAAGCAGGAAGUGGUGUACGCGGAGCUGCAGCGCGAACGCCGCGAGCGGGAGCGCCAGGAGCAGGACGAGAACUACAGGCACCAGGUCGUGGAGGCCGCCAAGCAGCGACUGCUGCGCGAGCACGCCGAUGUGUUACAAGGGUAUCUGCCGCGCGCGUUGCGGCCGUCUUCAUCGUCGUCUUCCAGCGGCCCGAUCUUUCGUUGAUGAGUUGAAUCUCCUUAAUCACAAGCCACACUCUUCUUGCCUAAGGCAUUGCUGCCCGUUAUGCUCCUUGCAUCCAGCCAAGCCCAACGUGUGUAUUUUUUCUUGGUAGUACCUGUUGAACAGCUACGACUGAAAUGCUUUGACAGGAACUCUGGUCAGCCAAACAGCUUAGAAAAAGGGUUUACCUCACCUGCUUCGCGGCGACGGCCUAUUGCUUGGUGUCGUCUUGUUCCAUGGCGUCGUCUUGCUGGUGUAGCUUCCAAAGACUUGCGGAGUCGACCACCUGGCUAUCAGCAUCUGAACUGGUAUCGCGCGCUUAUCUGUAGAUCUUGAGCGAGCGGUCCAUGGACGUGGAAGCGAGGAAGCUCGAAUCGGGCGCGAAUUGGACGCCCGUGACGGCGGCCUUGUGGUCGCUGAACGUCUUCACGACCUCCCAGUUGUUCUUGCUCACUUCCUUCAGCACCUGCACGGCCUGCGCGCUGGCCACGGCGAGAUGCGAGCCGCUCGCAUCAAAGCUGAUGGAGUGGAUGGUGCCCAGCUUGA